Messenger RNA from Trichomonas vaginalis G3, 255 nucleotides. RefSeq lists its product as uncharacterized. The coding region runs from base 1 to 255 and encodes 84 amino acids. Lineage: Eukaryota; Parabasalia; Trichomonadida; Trichomonadidae. The record is from RefSeq and is a predicted model, not a curated record. The transcript has a single exon.
AUGUCUGAUAAAAAAUUUCACAAAAUUAAAAUACACGUUCAAACUUUCGAUGUAAACAGAUUCGACAGGAAUGGUAUGUUAAUAGGAAAUCAAGUAAUUGCCUCUCCUUCACAACCAAAACCAGCACAACAGCCAGUCAAGUCCCCACAGCCAAAAAUCACCCCACAGCAACUUCAAAGAUCGCAAUUAAUACAAGACCGUGAAAAUUACAUGAGUAUUGUCGAUCAAAUUAUUAAAGAGCAAGGUGGCGAAUAA